Messenger RNA from Mustela lutreola (European mink), 3059 nucleotides. It is a transcript of the gene HOXC4, whose product is annotated as homeobox C4. Lineage: Eukaryota; Metazoa; Chordata; Mammalia; Carnivora; Mustelidae. Gene Ontology annotation, cellular component: nucleus. Gene Ontology annotation, molecular function: DNA-binding transcription factor activity, RNA polymerase II-specific; RNA polymerase II cis-regulatory region sequence-specific DNA binding. The coding region runs from base 1441 to 2235 and encodes 264 amino acids. The transcript has 5 exons. The record is from RefSeq and is a predicted model, not a curated record. Gene Ontology annotation, biological process: anterior/posterior pattern specification; embryonic skeletal system morphogenesis; regulation of transcription by RNA polymerase II.
UGACCCGCGUGUUGUCGGACGCAGGUGCCCGCAGCCCAGAGCGCUGGGGCUGCCAGGCCGAAGGGCCUCUGUCUGGGGCCGGGAGGCAAAGGCAGAGUCCGCGGCCGGCUGCGGGCUGGGGGGCCGCCCGCCCUGCGGUCCCGCUGGCGCUCAGGGGCUGAAAGUUGUGGACGAUUUUGCUGGUCCUGGCGCUUGUGGCCCUCCGGCGUGGGGCGGCUCUUUGGGGAAAGCGGCUGGAGCUCCUCGCCGAACCUGGAGCCCGGCGUGGUUCUGCCUCGGGUCCCCAUCCAGACCUUCUAAAACACGCCAUAUUCGGGUGAAGAGAAAACACAAAAACGCGGAGCAGCGCAGCUCCGGGCCCAGGCGUGGAGUGAUAACUCAAACACGGAACAUUUUUCUAUCAGAGGAUAAUGGAGCACAAAAUAAUUCAGGAAGGCGAAUGGGCAGGGCCCGAGUGGCAGAGCCCGGCGGCGUGGGGCGGCUGCAGCCCGGGCUGCGCGCCGAGAACCGUGGGAGGACCAUUUCGUUGGAGUGUAGGGCGAGGCAGCAGCCUGGACCGGACCCAGGCCACCCGAGGGGCAGUCUCUAAAUCACGGCCCGUCAGGAGGACUCGGAAACACAAAAAGAGAGCCGAAAGAUUUAAACAGUCGGAGGCAGAGGCGUCCCGACGCGACCAAAGCGAAAAUCAAUCACGUCGGCCUUCUGUGGAGAUGAAGAAAGAAGAGCUUCCAGGGCCUUGGCUGGGCACCAUCUCCGGGCACUGACUUCUGGAAGAUCUCUCUCCUCCUUGCCCCACGUCCUUAAGGAGCCAGCCUUAGAGCGGGGGCUCAACCCCCAGACCUCCAGAAAUGACGUCAGAAUCAUUUGCAUCCCGCUGCCUCUACCUGCCCGGUCCAGCUGGGACCCUGCCUCGCCGACCCCGUGGCCAUAGGGUUGGAGGGGCGCUGCCCAGUGACCUACACAGACCGACACAGGAUCGCCAUGAAUGGAGACCUCUGGAAAAACUCAGGAGACGAGGCCCAUCGGGCCCACCGGAGGCCCACGGGGAGACUCUGGGAGGGGGCUGAACCACAGCCUCCCGAAAGCCCCCCAAAGCCCAGGCUUUGGAAGGGAGCUGGGGGCUUCCCAUCUCCUUUUGCAGGGGAGGGCUGUCAGUCGGCGGGGUGCGCAGUGGGGGUACCUUGGUCCCCGCCUGCUAGCCCCCCAUCACCACCCCCACCACCCCCAGCACCACCACCACCACCACUACACACACAAAAAAAUUGGAUACAUUUUGAAUAAAGCGAUUCGGUUCCUUAUCCGGGGACUGGGUUGCUCCGUGUGAUUGGCCGGCGGAGUCACAUGGUGAAAGUAACUUUACAGGGUCGCUAGCUAGUAGGAGGGCUUUAUGGAGCAGAAAAACGACAAAGCGAGAAAAAUUAUUUUCCACUCCAGAAAUUAAUGAUCAUGAGCUCGUAUUUGAUGGACUCUAACUACAUCGAUCCGAAAUUUCCUCCAUGCGAAGAAUAUUCGCAAAAUAGCUACAUCCCUGAACACAGUCCGGAAUAUUACGGCCGGACCAGGGAAUCGGGAUUCCAGCAUCACCACCAGGAGCUGUACCCACCACCGCCUCCGCGCCCUAGCUACCCCGAGCGCCAGUAUAGCUGCACCAGUCUCCAGGGGCCGGGCAAUUCGCGAGGCCACGGGCCGGCCCAGGCGGGCCACCACCACCCCGAGAAAUCACAGCCGCUCUGCGAGCCGGCGCCUCUCUCAGGCGCCUCCGCCUCCCCGUCCCCAGCCCCGCCAGCCUGCAGCCAGCCAGCCCCUGACCAUCCCUCCAGCGCCGCCAGCAAGCAACCCAUAGUCUACCCAUGGAUGAAAAAAAUCCACGUUAGCACGGUGAACCCCAAUUAUAACGGAGGGGAACCCAAGCGCUCGAGGACAGCCUACACCCGGCAGCAAGUCCUGGAAUUAGAGAAAGAGUUUCAUUACAAUCGCUACCUGACCCGAAGGAGAAGGAUCGAGAUCGCCCACUCGCUGUGCCUCUCUGAGAGGCAGAUCAAAAUCUGGUUCCAAAACCGUCGCAUGAAAUGGAAGAAGGACCACCGACUCCCCAACACCAAAGUCAGGUCAGCGCCCCCGGCCGGCGCUGCGCCCAGCACCCUCUCGGCAGCCACCCCGGGCACUUCUGAAGACCACUCCCAGAGCACCACGCCGCCGGAGCAGCAACGGGCAGAGGACAUUACCAGGUUAUAAAACAUAACUCACACCCUGCCCCCACCCCAUGCCCCCAUCCUCCCCUCACACACAAAUUGACUCUUAUUUAUAGAAUUUAAUAUAUAUAUAUUUUUUGGUUCUUUUCUCUCUUCUUUCCACCUUAUACCUUGUCAAUUCCAAACUGACUAAACAGAUAAACAAGCCCUCUGCCCUUCUCUCCCUUCCACUGUUAAGGACCCUUUUAAGCAUGUGAUGUUGUCUUAGCAUGGUACCUGCUGGGGUUUGUUUGUUUGUUUGUUUGUUUUUUUAAGGCCAUUUGGGGGGGUUAUUUAUUUUUUAAGGAAAAAGCUGCAAAAAUUAUAUAUUGCAAGGUGCGAUGGUCUGGUUUGGGUAAAUUUCAGGGGAAAUGAGGAAAAAAAAGGAAAGAGAGAUUUUUAAGCCAAUUCUCAUCCUUCUCCUCCUCCUCCUUCCCCCCUCUUUCCUUAGGCCUUUUGCAUUGAAAAUGCACCAGGGGAGGUUAGUGAGGGGGAAGUCAUUUUAAGGAGAACAAAGCUAUGAAGUUCUUUUGUAUUAUUGUUGGGGGGGGGGCCUGGGAGGAGAGGGGGGACGACAGCAGACAAAGCUAAAUGCAUUGAAGAGCCUCUCAGAGCUGUGCAGUUUGAGGAGCCAAAAGAAAAUAAAAAUGAACUUUCAGUUCAGAGAGGCAGUCUAUAGGUAGAACCCCCACCCCACUCCACCAUCGUGGUCAUUGUGUUUUUGGACUGAAUUUACUUGAUUAUUGUAAAACUUGCAAUAAAGAAUUUUAGUGUCGAUGUGAAAUGCCCCAUGAUCAAUAAUAAACCAGUGGAUGUGAAUUAGUUUUA